AUGGCGCGGUCCAGGCCUAGGUUCUGGCUCGUGGCGGGCUGCGUCGCCCUGCUGCUCUGGGCCUCCGUCGCGCAGCUCGUCGCCGUCGGCCGCCUCCUCUCCCUCUUCGGCCUCGCCGGCAGCGCGCCCGGCCCCUCGCCGCCGCCUUCCUCGCCCCCUCCCCCGCCGCCGCCCCCAAGAAUCUACAAAAGCAAUGGCUAUCUGAAGAUAUCCUGCAAUGGGGGUCUUAAUCAGAUGCGUUCAGAGAUAUGUGACAUGGUGGCAGUGGCGCGUUUGCUAAACCUCACGAUGGUUGUGCCAGAGCUUGACAAGAGAUCAUUCUGGGCUGAUCAGAGCAAUUUUGGAGACAUAUUUGAUGUGAGGCAUUUCAUUACCUCAUUAAGAGAUGAAGUGCGCAUUGUCAAACGGCUGCCAAAGAGGUUUGGUCCAACAGAUUCAGGCAUCAUGCUGGACAUGUCACCUGUGAGCUGGUCAGAUGAGAAAUACUACUUGCACCAGAUCUUACCACUCUUCAGCAAAUAUAAAGUCAUCCACUUUAACAAGACAGAUGCUCGGUUAGCAAACAAUGGCAUCAGUACUGAGCUUCAACUUGUUAGAUGCCGUGUUAAUUUUCGUGCUCUGAAGUUUACCCCUCAAAUUGAGGCACUGGGGAAUAAAUUGGUACAGAAACUUCGAGACAAGGGAUCAUUUGUGGCAUUGCAUUUACGAUAUGAGAUGGACAUGCUCGCAUUUUCUGGUUGCAAUCAUGGCCUUAAUCCUGAAGAAGCCGAGGAACUCAAAAGAAUGAGAUAUGCAUAUCCAUGGUGGAGAGAUAAAGAAAUUGAUUCGAAAACCAAGAGAUCAGAAGGACUAUGCCCACUUACGCCUGAGGAGACGUCACUGGUUUUGAAAGCACUGGGCUUUGAAAAGGAUACUCUCAUAUACAUUGCUGCUGGUGAAAUUUACGGGGGAGAAAAGAGAUUGAAACCAUUACGAGCUGCUUUUCCAAAACUUGUAAGAAAAGAGAUGCUGCUAGAUUCAGAACCUCUGCGCCAGUUUCAAAACCAUUCUUCUCAGAUGGCUGCACUCGAUUUCAUUGUAUCCACUGCUAGUGAUGUGUUCCUUCCUACCUAUGAUGGUAACAUGGCGAAACUUGUUGAAGGCCACAGAAGGUUCCUGGGUUUCCGAAAAAGCGUGUUGCCAGACCGACGGAAACUAGUUGAACUUAUAGACUUGUACAACAACAAGACAAUUUCUUGGGAGAAUUUUACAUCUUCUGUCCAAGAAGUUCAUAGAGGCCGUGUGGUCCAACCGUCCUGUCGGCGAAAACUCGAAAACAAGCCGAAAGAGGAGGAUUAUUUCUACGCUAACCCCCACGAGUGCCUGGCCAAUUCAAGCCUGUGCAGUGGAAGCAAGGAUACAGUCACUGUAAGGUGA
Triticum turgidum subsp. durum (durum wheat) is the source of this 1416-nucleotide messenger RNA. The record is from the annotation of a GenBank genome assembly. Lineage: Eukaryota; Viridiplantae; Streptophyta; Magnoliopsida; Poales; Poaceae.